CUCCGUUAUGGGUCGGAACAACAAUGACGUCAUAGUCAUUCCGUUCCACAACAUCCGCAAUUAUAUUGGCAUCAACAUCGUAUAAAACGAAACUUGGCAAGCUGGUUAUCACUGCUCACUCGAAAUCUUCAUUACAACCCUUGCAACAAGCUUUCUUCUACAAAUCUCACCUCCAAAGUCAACAAUGAAUCAAGUUAACAACAUCACCAUAAAAUUUAUGGAUGUCCCUGCCGAAUUACUGUUGGAUAUUUUUGGUCACCUAGACGUAUACGAUCUGGUCCGAGCACGCAAAGUAUGCAGUGAUAUUCGACAACUCAUCGACUCUUCCUCGGAACUUCAAUACUUGAUUGAUGUCCGAUACUUCAAUGCGAUUCCAGCCUCGUUGCCUGGCAGCGACAUCGCCGUUGCAACACGUCGCCAAUUGCUUCAAAAAAGCGAAACUGCGUGGCAGAGAGCCGAAUACUCUCAAAGAAAUUCCAUUCCGAUGUCUUACUCUCCCGACAACUACCGUUGGUCGUGCGGCAUUCUUGGAAUCCCAGCGAAAUCUCUCCAACAACUCAAGUUCGUCCAGCCCUCACUGUCAGAUGGCGACACCCACACCAUCGACCUGCAACAACGCAUCUGCAAAAUCGACAGCACAGCAUUCGAGGGCUAUAGUUUUUCGCCCGCACAGGAUCUUGUGGCUAUCCUUUCCAAAACAAUCCGUGGAGAGAGUCAUGCAUAUGACGUCACUUUCAGAUCAUUGUCUGAGGACAAACCUCAUCCUGAUGCCGGAUCCCCCCUCGUGAAAGCACUGGACAAUCAAAUCCAUCCACAGCUCUUCGACUCCCCCUACACGCAAUCUAUGAUCUUCGGAGACUAUUAUGGCUUGUUCUGCAAAUAUGCUCACAAAGCAGACGAUGAGCUGGUCGAUUUUUUGCAAAUUUGGAACUGGAAGUCCAAGGAAGUUUCUCAGUGCCUCCAAAUUUUUGACACGGAUUGCGGAACGACGAAUUUCAGCUUUCUGACGAACGAUAGAUUCCUCGUCGCCAGCGCGAGGGAACUAAAGUUGUUCUCCCUCGACACUAUCAAUUCGGUCAAUGCAAUCCGGCUCGUUGCCAGAUUCUCCUUCCCUGCAUUGAAGGACCCCUUCAUCUUUCACUUCAUCACCUUCAGUCCUAUUCCAUUCCACGCCAGCGCUCAUAAUCAACUCAUCGCUAUCAAUAUGUGCAUGUCGGCGCCCACGACCGACAAAUCUCCGUAUUUCACCUUCUAUAUCGAGCGGAACACCCUCUUGGAGCUCGAAUCCACCUACAUCAGCCGUUAUGGAGAAGCAAGCCAGGAUUCUCCUAGUCUGCCUUGGUCCGCCUGGGGCCCAAAGUACACUCGAUUCUUCGAAAAUUCCUACAGCUCCUGCACACACCGCAUUUUCGGAUUCCGUAGUGCGGAGUUGAUUGGCGACCUUCUCUCUCGUGAUGGGGUGUUUCAGCCGCGACCAUUGCGCAUCCGCGACUUUAACCCUCAUAGGGUGACAGACUUCAAGGCUGGCAACAUAUCUACAUCUCAUCAACGACUUGUCGAAGGGGAAUCACCAAAUUCGACCCUUUUCUUGGAUCCACUAGGACCUGGUCUCCCGUAUAUCGAGACGAUUUCUCAAGAAAAGUUCCUUGCCAAUGAUAUGACCAUGGAAGCAAACAGGAUAACGUUGUUAUCCCUCAAAGUCGGAAAUAGUAUGUAUGAUAUUUCACAGAGCAUCGAAAUGCUUGAUUUCGAAUAAUCAUUUACUACACCGAAACUGUUCAAGAUACUUCAGUAUCUCAAUAUAUUUGAUUGAUUCAUACUCAAUGGACUGUGAGAUGCGCAUUGUGUUGCUAUCACAUCAACAUUCUCUCAU
Suillus plorans is the source of this 1873-nucleotide messenger RNA. RefSeq lists its product as uncharacterized. The transcript is spliced from 5 exons. The record is from RefSeq and is a predicted model, not a curated record. Lineage: Eukaryota; Fungi; Basidiomycota; Agaricomycetes; Boletales; Suillaceae. Gene Ontology annotation, molecular function: protein binding. Bases 185 to 1756 code for a protein of 523 amino acids.